Messenger RNA from Drepanopeziza brunnea f. sp. 'multigermtubi' MB_m1, 1398 nucleotides. RefSeq lists its product as uncharacterized. Lineage: Eukaryota; Fungi; Ascomycota; Leotiomycetes; Helotiales; Drepanopezizaceae. The record is from RefSeq and is a predicted model, not a curated record.
AUGGCGUCUUGGUUCAGCACAACAACAACCUCUUUGAUACCGCUCCCAGUCACCCAACAUCUCUGUAGUAAAUCCCGGCAUCCCCCUUUCUCCGCACCCCCAGAAGCUCCACACCACGAGAUCGACCCCUCCGGCAAUCCGCUCAUCAAAGUUCACACAUGCCCCCAGAAUGCUCCUGACAUGGACGCCAGCAGCUCUGAAAUCGUCAAAUUAACCCCGGUUCGCGUCUCGGGUAACAUCUUGAUGGAAAACUCGGCGAGUUUCCACCAUGCCACCAAGGCUCUGGACUUGACCAACCAUCAAGUCGUCGAUCAACACGAGGAUAUGGUCGAGGGUCUUGAGCUCUGGCUCAAGGUCUUUCAUGGUACCCUCAAAAACGAGCACCGACACCUCUCCGUCCUCACCCUCCAAUCAUUCUGGGACGCUGCCGGUUUGAGCCAGAAGUACGUGUUCGAUCUGAAGAAGCUGAGCGUUUGGUUCGCACUGUGGUUGGGGGAGCAGGAUCCGCAGACAAUCGACACCGGGGAGAUGGAGAAGGUUCGUGAGCUCUGCACUGCUUUUGAUCAUGCAAAAGGCUUUGAGAUCUUUACGCUUCUCCUGGCGGAGAGACACGGAGCUCAACACCCCGGAAUUCAUCCAGCCUUCAAGAUGUUCCCGCCUGUGCCUACGAUGUCGUACCGUCAAAGUACCCGCUGUAUCCUCACGAUUGGGGAUGUAGAGCCCGGAGAUUACGAAAAAUGGGGUUUCUCGAACAGAUUUCUGGCCGUCUACGGAGAAGUGAUGGAGCAUUAUUCCGACUUCGAGCGUCUGAUGAAGACAAGUUUCGAUCUUGGUAUCCUGCCAUCCUACAAAAACUUCAAAGUGCUCACCCAGAGCAGCUCGACCUUCCUCCGGUUCUGCAGAGCGGUGGAUAACAAGGCAUCCCUACACAAUUUGCCGACAGUGACUCGACCCCAGAUGGAAGCUGCUUGGACUUUCCUGGCUUUUAAUCUCUUCGACAAGAUGCGAGUCCCUGGUCAUUUCAGCGAGCGGGCAGCUGCAGAGCUGAAGGAUGUCAUGCGGAUGCGUUUCCUCCCAGAUCAAAAGAUCGAGAGGUACUGGCGUGAGAGGCAGGAGAAGGCCGGUUGGGAUGCACAGUUGAUUCAGAAGAUGCCAGAUGGAUGUGCAGAGCCCCCGGAGCAACAAACAAUGGCCGAGCCAGAUGAGGAUGAUGAGAUGGGUGAGGAGGCUAAGGACAAGAACAUGCGCGUCCUGAAUCUGGGCAUGAACGACAUAGAAGUUGAUGACGAAGAUGACGACGACGACGACGACGAUAUGACUAGGGAGGAGGCAAUUCGUAGGCUGCUCAGCCUGGAAAAGAGCAGACCCGAAUGGGUUCCCCAGCAGCACCCCAAAUAA